AAAAACAAAGUAUACAUAUAUCGCGUAGAAGUAACUUCUGAGUCACUUCUGACCGAUAGAAAGGCGAUAGCACUCAUUUCGAUCGCGAAGAAGUAUCUUCGGAGACACUUCUGGACGAUAGUUCGACCAUAGAACGAUAUUUCGAUAGCGAAGCGAAAGUGACUAGAGGCGACUUUUUCGUUUGCUUUGCCAUUUUGGUUGCCGGGUCGGAUCGCGUUGCCUCUCUCACUGCUUGUUUACUGGUUAGUGCGUACUUUCGCUUUCGUUUAUGGUUUGUCUUCAAUCCAAAAAAAUGCGGUUACUUAUAGGCGUGCUCGCCACUAUCCUAGUGCAGUUGGUUUCAAGAUCAACUGCAGAUAUUCCCGAUUGCGAUUUUUAUGAUACCGUGGAUGUAUCAAACGCUGAAAAGUUUUCGAACGGAUCGUAUCUAUAUGAUGGUCUACUGAUUCCCGCCAACUUGGUGGGGGAAUAUGACUUCGAGGUUUUGCCUGAUGGUGGCAAAAAGUACGGUUCGAAGCACAUUAGAGGAUGUGCCUGCAAACUUAAGCCCUGCAUCAGGUUCUGCUGCCCGCACAAUCACAAGAUGAAGAGCAGCAAGUGCGUUGGUGAGAUGUCGUUGGACGAACUGGAAACCCACAAUCGCUUCGUGAACGUGACCCUGAACAAUGGGACAGUGGCCAAGAGGCACUUCAGGGAGGAUCUAGUCGUCCAAUCGGAUCUGCCCCUGCCCUGUGGAGACGAAAACAUGCACCACGCAGAUCACACAAAGCCUGGCAACGGCUUCACUCUGUUCGAGAAUGGAACCUUUUUCCGGGCCUGGGACGAGGCGUACUUGGAUAAGUCGGAAUACUGCGUGCAACACAUUGAAUUCGUGGGUGAUAAUAUUCGCAUUGCUCCCCACUUCUGCCUUCUUGGGACUGAAGCCUCGAAAACCGGGCAGACCGUUGUGAUGAUAAUAUCGUUGGUUUGUAUGCUUCUCACGAUCAGCGUGUACCUCUACGUGAAGAAGCUGCAGAACCUGCACGGAAAGUGCUUUAUGUGCUACAUGGUCGCCCUGUUCGUGGCUUACCUACUCCUGCUGCUCGACUUGUGGAACGCGUUUAGACUGCCCUCGACCGCGUGCACUGCAUCAGGUUUUGUGGGCUACUUCUCCGUCAUGGCCGCCUUCUUCUGGCUCUCUGUCAUCAGCCUGCACCUCUGGAACACCUUUAGCGGCACCGCCCAUUCGCUGAACCGCUUCCUGCCCGAACAUCGCUUCCUGGCCUACAACAGCUACGCUUGGGGCAUGGCCCUGGCCAUGACCGGCGUCACCUUCCUGGCGGAUAAAGCAAUAGCAGAUAGGGACUGGGCGCCUCGCAUGGGCACCACACAGUGCUGGAUCUACACUGGCGACAACGUUGUCCUACUGUACUUCUACGGACCGAUGGUACUGCUGAUAGCUUUCAACAUUACCAUGUUCAUCCUGACUGCUAUCCGUAUAGUCAAAGUGAAGAAGGAAGUCCAGAACUUUUCCCACCAGCAAAGAAGGAACAACAAGCUGAACUCGGACAAGCGAACCUACACGUUCUUCCUGCGCCUCUUCAUCAUCAUGGGCUUGACCUGGAGCUUGGAGAUAAUAUCCUUCCUCGUGCGCCGCGACUCUUUUUGGCCUAAGGUCCUGAAGGUGGCUGACUACCUAAACUGGUCCCAGGGAACCAUCAUCUUUGUGCUCUUCAUCCUCAAGCCCAGCACCCUAAAGCUCCUGAAGGACCGCAUUCAGGGAAAGAAAGAGGAAGAGCCUGACAGCGAAGAAGAAAUCUCGCUAGACAAUACGAAAUUUGACCCGAGUGUCCUGUAAUAGAGGGCCACCAAAGUACACCUGGAGUGCCGUCACUACGCGAUCCAGAGAAGGGCGAUGUGGAACUUCACGAAGUGAUGGUCUGUAUACCAGCAGGGCAUAGUUACUAUUGAGGUUUCUUGGUAGUAAGUCUCCUUUCUACCUAACCUACAUCUCGAAGAUAUUUUAAUUUAUAAGGAUGAAUCUGCAUUGACACACACUCGAAACUUCAACUACCUCAUCUUUACUCAGGAAACAAACGUGAUUUUGGACUUUUUUUUAUAAAAUUAUAAAUAAUAAAUAAGUAAUUCUUAUAACCGCAAGGGUAUACAAACUUCGGCUUGCCUUUCUGGUUCAUCGUCUUAGUUGCUAUUUAAUAUGAAAUGUUUUUUGUGAACCUCAUAGAAAUGUAAUCUACAAAUAUUUAUCGUCCCAUGUUAGGAAACAAUGAUUCAUGCGAAAUUUUGUUUCUUUUGCUUAUCUUAUGUUUUUCGUGCGCACUUUAAAAUAUAUACAUACAUGUGAACCUCA
This is a messenger RNA of Drosophila biarmipes, 2347 nucleotides long. Its product is annotated as probable G-protein coupled receptor Mth-like 3. The record is from RefSeq and is a predicted model, not a curated record. Bases 269 to 1837 code for a protein of 522 amino acids. Gene Ontology annotation, cellular component: membrane. Gene Ontology annotation, molecular function: G protein-coupled receptor activity. Gene Ontology annotation, biological process: cell surface receptor signaling pathway; G protein-coupled receptor signaling pathway. NCBI's taxonomy places the organism in Eukaryota, Metazoa, Arthropoda, Insecta, Diptera, Drosophilidae. The transcript has 9 exons.